AAAGAAAAAAAUAGAUAGCAGAGAGCUUAAUUCACUCUAAGAAAGAGGAGAGAGAAGAGAGAGAGAGAGAGAGGGAGCUUUUCAAUUCCAAGUCAAACACAAGUAAAAGGCAACACCUUUCCCUUGGACCCCUUUGUAAUAACAAAUCAAGAACCUCUUCCAAUGGAUCCACCGCCUCUCCCACCACUUCCGGCCGCCACGCAACUCGGCUACCCCGAUUCACUCGACUCCUCCCCCCGAUCCCGCAAUGCCGACUCUUCUUGGGAAGCCGAGCCUCUCCCUCAGGUCCCCGGCGCCAAGCUCCGCCUCAUGUGCAGCUACGGCGGCCACAUCCUCCCCCGCCCGCACGACAAGUCGCUCUGCUACGUCGGCGGCGAGACUCGCAUUGUCGUCGCCGACCGCCACUCCUCCCUCUCCGACCUCUGCUCCCGCCUCUCCCGUACUCUCCUCAACGGCCGUCCUUUCUCUCUCAAGUACCAGCUCCCGACGGAGGACCUCGACUCCCUCAUCUCCGUCACCACCGACGAGGAUCUGGACAACAUGGUGGAGGAGUACGACCGCACCUCCUCCUCCGCCUCGCCGUUGAAGCCGUCGUCGCGGCUCCGUCUCUUUCUUUUCUUCGGCAAACCGGAGACGGCGGCGUCCAUGGGGGCCUUGCUCGACGACGCCAAGUCCGAGUCGUGGUUCGUCGACGCGCUCAACGGCUCGGGUCUGAUGCCGCGAAACCUCUCCGACUCGGCGGCCACCAUGGACUGCUUGUUGACCGGCGGGAGUGAUUCUUGCAACGACUUGGAGGCGGCGGCGGCGAGUCAAGGCGACUUGUUUGGGGAUCAUGACAGUGGAAAACCUAGUGUGGCGGUUCAAGAAGUGCAUUCGAUUUCGGAAUCGGCCUUUGUGGAGAGCAAUACGUCGUCCUCUGGGUCGUCUUCUUCGUCGCCUUGCUUGUCAAAUUUGCCGCCAAUUAGGGUUAGAAUGGACGGAAAUGUGGCCGGAGUAGUGCAGGGUCAGAAGCCGGCGGGGAUUGAGGAGCAGUUUGCUCAGAUAAGCUUUGCUGCUGCACCAACAAUGGUGGCUGCUGGUGGUUCUGGAGCUUUGAGUACUAAUCCUAUGGCUGUGAACUCAGGAGGAGGUGAAACUAUGAACAGGAUCAACUCGGAGGAUGAUAUUUCUGGUCAGAAUGUGCCUGUGGGUUUUCGAAAGCCGCCUUUGCCAAUGCCAUUGCAGCCGCAGCAUUUUAAGCAGGGAGGUGGAGGUGGAGGUUAUAGCUUGCCUUCACCGGAUUCGGUUGCAAGUGAUAGUAGCAUUGCGUCUGCAAACUCGCUGUCGAAACCAAUGUACUAUCAAGAGCAAGUUCAAGUUGCAGCUAGAGAUGGCAGAGCUCCUGUUAGCCCGAAUACAACAAGUGAUGCUUUGGAUCAGGGUUCCCGAAACCAAGUUCAACAAGUUCAGGAUUCAGGGUACAGUGUGCCUCCGCAAUCAGAUCAACAACAGCAAAUUCAGCUUCAGCAACAACAGCAGCAACAGCAACAACUGCUACAGCAGCAGCAGCAGCAACAACAACAACAGCUCCAACAGCAGCAUCUCCAGCAGCAGCAACAGCAGCAGCAACAAUUUGUCCAUGCAAGCGCGCAAUAUAUGAAUAUUCAGCACCCUGGUACCGGUCAAGUGCCAGUGUCACCGUACUACACAAUGUAUGCUCCACCAUCGCAGCAGCAACAGCUUCAUCACCAAAUUGAUCAUCAGCAGCAGUAUCCAGUCUAUUUGAUGCCUGUUGCACAGUCGCAACAACCAUACAAGAUGGCUCUGCAGUCUACAAUAGCUGAUCCAACUGGUGUUGCCUCGACCCGCAUUACUUCCCAAAACCCUGCUGCUUACAAGGACAGUAUCCCACCCAUUUAUCCCUCAAAGACAGCUUCACCUGCUAUGCCUGAAAUGACUCAAAGUGUUUACCAGACCUCUGUGACACCAACUCCUCAAUUAGUCCAAAUCCCUUCCAACCAAUAUCAGCAGCAAUUUGUUGGUUACUCUCAAAUGCAUCAUCCUUCUCAGUCCAUUGCUGUUCCUUCCUCUGCGACAGCACCCAACUAUGCGUACGAAUAUGCCAAUCCUUCACAUGAACAAGUAUACUACACCCAGCAUCAAGCAGCCCCAUUGCCUUCUCAAUAUCAAUCCAUGACUCCAGCAGCCGCCGCCGCAGCAGUAGCAAUGUCAGAUGAAUCAAAGCAGGUAGCCGCAUACUCAGCAGCAGAUCAAAGCCACACACAAUCAACCCCCCCCCACUCUCAAAAUAUCAGUCUCAACUCCCAACCCACUUUGAAUACAACAAAUGCGCCCCCAACACCUCCAAAAAUCUCACCUUUAAUGGCCGCCGCCGCCGUCACCGCCGGCUUCGGUCACCUCUCUUUCGUCCCCAAGUUCCCAUCAACCCAAGUCAGGACCUUUGACUUCAAGAUCACCUCCUGUCUCUCUCUAAGGCAGUCAAAUGACCCAACUCUCGCCUCCCAAAACGACGCCGUCCCGUUCGGCAGCCUCCGUGUAGUCUUCGCCACCGGUGGCACCGGCGGCCACAUAUACCCGGCCGUCGCCAUAGCCGACGAGCUCAAAAGCACAGACCCCAACGCCCAGAUUUUGUUUCUUGGCAUACCCAAAAGCAUGGAAAGCAAGGCCGUCCCCAACGCCGGCUACGACUUCGCCGCCGUCCCCUCCGCCAAGUUGCACCGCCCGAUUUUGUCACCCAGAAACGUGUUUCUUCCCUAUUACUUGAUCAAGUCAAUAGUAUGGAGCUACUUUAAAUUGAGGGAGUUUGAUCCUAAUGUUGUGAUCGGAACCGGCGGGUAUGUGUCUUUUCCGGUAGGCAUUGCGGCGGUGCUGAGAGGAGUGAAGCUUGUGAUUCAAGAACAGAAUGCUGUUCCCGGAAUAGCCAAUUGGGUGCUUUCUUUUUUAGCUGAUGUUGUGUUUGUGGCUUUUAAUUCUACUAUUGAUUGUUUCCCAAGUGGGAAUGGCAAGUGUGUGGUGUGUGGGAAUCCGGUGAGGUCGUCCUUAAGGCAGAAUGUGUCUAAGGCGGUGGCCAGGGGGCGGUUUUUUCCUAAGUCUGGUGAGAUGGGAGAGGAGGAGGUGGAGAAGGUGAAGGUGCUUUUGGUGCUUGGAGGGUCUUUAGGUGCUAAUGCCGUGAACAUUGCUAUGCUGAAUUUGUAUUAUCAGAUGCUGUUGGAGAAGGAGGACUUGUUCAUCAUUUGGCAGACUGGAGUGGAGACCUAUAAUGAGAUGGAGAGCCUUGUUAAGAACCAUCCGCGGCUCCUUUUGAAGCCGUUCAUGCAUAAAAUGGAUCUGGCAUAUGCAGCUGCAGACCUAAUAGUUUCGCGAGCUGGUGCAAUGACUUGUGAUGAGAUCUUGGCAACUGGGAAGCCUUCCAUUCUGAUACCAUCACCAGAUGUUGCUGAAGGAUAUCAAUUCAAAAAUGCUUCUUUGAUGGCAGACUUGGCAGGUGCAAGGGUUAUAACUGAAGAUGAACUUGAUUCGACAACCCUUGGAAAUGCAAUUGAAGAGAUAUUAGGGGAUGAAAGUAAAAUGGCAGAUAUGUCCGAGAAGGCUCUGAAAGCUGCGAACUCCAAUGCCUCUGUAGCGAUUGCACAGCAUGUCCUUUCUCUAGUCAGCUUAUCAAGAGCAAAGAAGAAGUAGACUUAAAAGUCGGCUUAUCUUCUAUGUUUGUGAUAGAUCCAGCUUCCACGCUCCAUUGCAGUCCACCAAAGUUAAUUUGUUAUAUGCAGAAGCUCAAAGGUUUCAUAGAAGUUGAGUUCAGGAAAAUGUCAUGAAUGUAGGUAGCUAGGUUUCUAGAGUUCUUUUCACUCCAAUCAUUGUUAUUCAAGAAGGAUCAUAAAGAAUCUUUCCUUUCAUCCUUCUGGCAAAGGGUUGAUGAGAGGCUUGGUAGCUAGGAAAGUUGAGUCAGGAUCUUUAAACAUUACAUAACUUCUUUGCCAAGCUGUUCCUAACAUGGUUAGGUACUGCAUUCUGUUGUAUGAAGUCACCAAUUUUCACUUUUUUAUCAAAGGAAUCUUAUGCUAA
This is a messenger RNA of Rosa chinensis, 4062 nucleotides long. RefSeq lists its product as uncharacterized. The transcript is spliced from 7 exons. The record is from RefSeq and is a predicted model, not a curated record. NCBI's taxonomy places the organism in Eukaryota, Viridiplantae, Streptophyta, Magnoliopsida, Rosales, Rosaceae. Gene Ontology annotation, molecular function: protein binding; undecaprenyldiphospho-muramoylpentapeptide beta-N-acetylglucosaminyltransferase activity. Gene Ontology annotation, biological process: carbohydrate metabolic process. Bases 163 to 3678 code for a protein of 1171 amino acids.